Messenger RNA from Chara braunii, 2611 nucleotides. The record is from the annotation of a GenBank genome assembly. NCBI's taxonomy places the organism in Eukaryota, Viridiplantae, Streptophyta, Charophyceae, Charales, Characeae.
AGCUAGGAGGCUGGAUGAUUACUCGCGUAGCCCUCGUUAUGAGGCCGAUCGGGGUAGAGGCGACUCUAGAGGCCGGUGGGAAUCGGAUCAGGGCCGACGAGACGGAUACAGGGACUGCAGAUAUAAGCGAUCAGACCGGGAUGGAUAUAGGGACGAAAGAUAUGAGAGGACGGAUCGUGAUGGCUACGGAGGUGACGGAUAUGAGAGAGGAGGUCGAGACGCGGACCGACGGGACGACUCGCGCGGAUGGUAUGACCGCGGGGGAUACGCGAGAGAGCGGCGCGACGAUUCGCGGGGGUGGUACAGCCGAGGAGAUCGGUGCGAUGAGACACGCGGGCGAUACGACGUUGGGGACCGCCGAAACGAUUCACGGGGACGAUAUGAGUCAGGAGGAUCUGGGGGAGACCGCCGCAACGAUUCGCGCGAUCGGAAUGAGAGAGGAAGAUAUGGCGCCUCAUCAGAGCCGUAUCCCAAGUCGCCUGACCCCAGAGCGGCGAGAGGUACGACGUCCAGAGGCACGGACGACAGACCACCCACCCCUAGGAACUCUUGCCCACCAAGUCCGCGAGAGGAUCUACAUCGAAGAAGACCGACACAGAUUACGUGAUGGCGGAGAAGGACGGCGGGCAGCGGAUCGAUGGAGAGGAGGUUAUUCUUUCGCCGCUAAAGCGGCGCUAAAGCGGGGAGUAAAGAAGUUCUUGAUGAAGAGUUCGCUGGAUGAGAUUGACACGGUCGAGCCACUGAGACGGGGCCUUCGGCAGCCCAUGCAGUGCUCUAUUCUGGAGUACCUGGCGGCAUCGAAGCCAGCUCGCGAUGAGUUACAGAUGAUCACACGAAAGACUCGCAUACCUCUAUCAGAGGAGGCUCAGGGGGGCCCUAAGGCGGAAGCUCCUACCGUAGCAGUAACGGGGGGGAUUGCCAGAGCGGAUCGCAUGGCGACAGUCCUUCUUGAUGGGAUGGAAGGUGUGCCAUCAGACAAGUUUUACAUACUUGGUAGUGGGGCCAUGGAGACGAUCAUAAACAAUGGAGCGGUACUAGAUGCUGUGAUCGAUAACGGCAGUGAGGCUGUCAUUAUAGACGAGGAUCUGGCAGUACAGGUUGGACUGGGCCUCGAUAGGUCAUACCAAUUCGAGAUAGAGACUGCUGAUGGAAGAAAGCAACAGAUCACUGGGGUUUGUCACAAGGCAGCCAUAGAGGUCCAAGGGGUAGGAGUGACCCUGCCCGUCUUUGCAGUCAAGAACUGCAACUCCGAUCUGCUCUUGGGAAGAACGUGGUUGAGCCACGUGCAUGCGGUGACGAUAGAACGGCCGGAUGGAAGCCAGACGUUGUCCAUUAAGAAACUAGAUGGGACGCGGGUUAUGAUUGAGACGAUGGAGCCUCGGGAUCCAAGGAACAGAGCAGCUCUCGCAGUGGGAGCAAGACCCAGUGAUCAGAUUAAGUCAUUACUUAUCUCUGGCCGCGCGGUACGAUUUCGCGAGAAGAAGUAUGAAACACUGCUCACAGAGGAAGAAGGUCGGAUCGUGGAAGUGGAAGAUUUAGGGGGUCGGCUGAUAGUGGACGGCAACUCGUACCCAAAGGAGACAGAUGAGGAAUUUGGCGGGGUGGUAUCUGUGUCUUUUUUAAGGGAGCGAGAACGUGUGAUAGAAAUUCUCAAGACAUGUGAUAAGGCAAUAGCUUUCAGUGACGCGGAGCGCGGUAGGGUUGACCCUCGAUACGCUAAGCCAGCGAGGAUUUACACGAUUCCACAUGUUCCUUGGAAUGACGCAGGAUGGAAAUACGCCCAGAAGGAGAAGGAAGAAGUUAUCGCCUUCCUGAAAGAAAAGAUGGUUUCCCAUGUAGAGGAGUCGUCUGAUAGCGCAUAUGCUAAUCGGUGGUUCUUCCUACGAAAGCCGAAUGGCAAGAUCCGAUGGAUCCAAGACCUUCAGAAGGUCAACGCGGUGACGAUACGAGACGUGGGCUCCGUGCCGCAUGCCGAUUUACUAGCAGAAGGCGCCGCAGGCAGGUCAAUUUAUUCGGUCUGUGACCUGUUCUCAGGYUAUGAUGAGGUACCGCUUGAUCCUAGGGACAGRCACCUCACGGCUAUGCAUACGYCAUUGGGACUGAUACAGAUGAURGUUGUUCGGGUAGYUGUUUUUCAAAGAGCCAUGGUAGYCRUCCUCAAGGACUUCAUCCCUGAUAAGGUUGAGGUUUUUCUGGAUGACUUUCCUAUAAAAAGGUCAGUAGACAAGGAUGAUACAGAGGUUGUACCAGGAGUUAGAAGAUUCGUCGAGCAGCACCUAACAAAUAUUUGCGCGGUACUUGAGCAGCUGGACGAUGCGAAUUUGACGGUCAGCGGAACAAAGAACCGAUGGGUCGUCUCGACUUUUAAGAUCUUGGGCUUUAUCUGUGACUCGAGAGGACGCCGAGCAGAUCCGGCGAAGUUAGACAAACUCCUGGACUGGCCGUCACCGUUACAUAGUCCAACCGAGGUCCGACAGUUUAGAGGGUGGUCGGAUACUGGCGUAUAUUCAUACGAGGGUAUGCAGAGAAGGCUGAGCCAUUGAGGUUACUCCUUCGAAAGACUGAGAAAUUAUGUUGGGGUUCCUCGCAGGAAACGGCUAUGCAAGACCUU